UAUUCUUCCUGAAACUGAAAGUAAAGACCGACAUUUUAAAUGCGGAAAUAGCAUUGCCAAGAACAAGAAGAACGGGGAGGGACAGGUGUCUGAGGCCAUGGACUCGGACACAGAGGUUAAAAGGAUCCUCCGUGUGAGGAAGGAUGAUGGUCAUGAGCGUCCAGAAGCUCCUCCCUCUAGUUACGGCUCAAUGAAGAGUGACGAAGAGGAGGAAGACAUCACAGAAACAACCGAGCCACUGGCCAUACCUGAGAUUCCAGAAUCAAUCUUUGGCACCACAUUGUUACAGCUGAACCGCUCAGACUCACCAGAGACCCUUCACACAGAGUUCACCCAGCAACAGUCCCUCUCUGCCAGAAAACAUGGAGCAUACAUCACUGACAGUAGAUCGGAAGAUGGUUUGGAGGAGGUGGAGGAGGAUGGAGAUGAGGAAGACUGGGACGGGUGCCCCCCAGACUCCCCAGAGCCCCCACCCAUCGAGGACCCCGAAGACCAAUCAGUGAGUGAUGAGCAGAGUGAAGAUUCCCGACUGGGCCAGCUUCACCCUGAGCUAGACCUUCCGUACAUAUUUAAGGCCAUACAGAAAGCCUUAUCUCAGCUGACAGGCGCUGAGAUGUACCAGUACAAGCGCAGCCUGUGUUGGCGUGACCAGCCCUUCACCCUGGAGCAGCUGCAGGAGUGUGACACCCUGGACGUGGUGGACAAGAUCAUCGAGGCAUAUGGGAGGGGCGAGGGGCUGGAGAUAGCCAUACAAACCAUGCACGAUAUCCGAAAGCCCGAAUUGGCAGAAGAGCUGGUCAAGACAUGCAGGAGAGCACUGGUCCAGUUGUCUGUGAAGGUUGUGCUGAAGAGGAAACACAGCACCAUCCACGAGGGCAUCCCAAAGGCUGGCCAGCAAGUCAGCCUCCACAGAGUGUACACCGAGCCCCAGAUAUCCUCCUGUGGCCAUGGUGGUAUCAGCCCGUUUCACGAGUUCCCUGGCAUGCCCCCGGCCCCUGUCCCCCAGGUGGCCUCCCCCGAUACAUUUGUCAGAGGGAAUGAUAUAUUCCGCACCCCUCCCGGGAGCGGUGCUGUAAGGACUGUCCUGACCACAGGGAUCCCUGGGAUAGGCCUAACGGUCGCCGUGCAGAAGUUCAUUAUGGACUGGUGCAAAGAUCUAGCCAAUAGGGACAUCCAGUUCGUCUUCAAAAUCACCUUCCGGGAGUUGAGGGUUAAAAAGUAUCAUCACAUGAAGCCUGGGCAAACUCUGUCCUUCAAGAAAAUGCUAACCUACUACUACCACGACUUGAAAGACACUAAUUUACUGGAACAACCUGACUUCAAGGCUCUAUUCAUACUGGAGGGAAUGGACCUCUACCAAUCCCCCCUGGACUUCAAGGACACUCCUGUCCUGUCUGACAUCACUGAGUCGGUCUCAUUAGACUGCCUGUUGGUGAACCUGAUCCGAGGGUCUCUGAUGCCCUCCUGCCUGGUCUGGAUCACUGGCAGGCGUGCCGCCACCUCUCAGAUCCCUACAGAGUACCUACACAAGGUGUACGAGAUACAGGGCUACAGUAAUGAGUUGAAGGAGGAGUUCCUGACCAAACGCUACACAGACAAGGACCUAGCUGCUCAGAUCAUCACCCAGAUGAAGAUCUUGCCCUCGCUGUACGACCUGUGCCAAAUGCCCUUCAUGUGCUGGAUGGUCUCCAUGAUCUUCGAGAGGGGAUUCCAGAACGAAGAUAACUACGGAGACAAGCCCCCCAAGCUGACACCCUUCUAUGUUCACCACGUGAUCGUUCAGACCAAUCGCAGGCUGGAGAAAUACUACGAUGCCCCGCAAAACUACCAGACCUGGCAGGAGACCGACAGAGAGUUCUUGAAAAAGGUGGGCAAGAUGGCGUUUAAGCUCCUGGAGAAGGGUCGCCCCUUGUUCCACGAGGAGGACAUGAAGGAUUACUCUCUGACCGUGGAGGAGGUGGCUGUGUACUCUGGCAUCGUGACAGAGCUGCCGGUCGAGUCGAAAAAGAGGCGGACGUUCAGUUUCAUACACUACACCUUCCAGGAGUUCAUGGCAGCCCUCUAUGUGUUCAUGAACUUCCGCAAUGAGGGGAAGAAUGUUCUAGACCAGUCCCGCCUUAUCUCCCGCCUCGUCAAGGACCGUGCCAUGGUGGACCUGCUCCGCAGCGCCAUCGACCGAACCCUGAGUGCUCCUUUCGGCCGAUACGAGAUGUUCCUGCGCUUCCUGUGCGGCAUGGCCCAGAGGAUCAACAGCAAAGACAUGCUGCGAGGGCUCUUCUUUGAGCACGAUACCCCUCUGGUGAAGGGGCUGGAGGAGGCGGCCAGGCUGCUGCAGAAGAGGAUGGAAAGCGCCGAGCCCGAGAGACAGGCCAACCUGGAAGAGUGCUUCAGAGAGCUGACACAGUCUGAUGACUGAACCGACCAGGGGAGGACUUCCUGUGACGCAUGGCUCAGACUCUACACAUGCGUAUCCUUUCAGCAUUUUUAUAUUGGGACUUGGGAAAGUGUUAUGCUGAAACCUGGAGACUCAAAGCCACAACACCAAACCACACAGUCACUAUGUGAAGGCUGUGACAUGGUGUUGACCUACACUAGUUUUAGAGACCAACA
This is a messenger RNA of Hypomesus transpacificus, 2610 nucleotides long. RefSeq names its product NLR family, CARD domain containing 3-like (gene nlrc3l). The record is from RefSeq and is a predicted model, not a curated record. The transcript is spliced from 13 exons. The coding region runs from base 98 to 2416 and encodes 772 amino acids. NCBI's taxonomy places the organism in Eukaryota, Metazoa, Chordata, Actinopteri, Osmeriformes, Osmeridae.